AUGCCUUCAAACCAGGGGCCUCAUCAGGGCCUCGCCUCUCCCCUCGCAUUGGAGGGAGCUCUGCCCACAGCCUGUUGUGCUGCUGUUGCAUUGGCAGCAGGCGCAGCAGCAACAUUACAGCUCGCAGGGAAGGUGAAGGGGGGCCCCUCAUUAGUGGCUGUGGAGGUGGGAGCCGCCUUCACCUGUACAGGGUACUUGGUCUGGCGGUUAUUUCGUGGGGAAGCUUCUCCUACUGCAGCGGGAGAUGCUGCAGCUGCUGCAGUACCUGUAGUAGCAGCAGGAGGUGCAGCACGAAAGGCAGCUGAGGGAGGCUCGUAUACGUCAGACGGCUGCUGCGGGGGCGCCUGUGGAUGCGGGGGUUCGUCUGAGGCUGCAGCAGAACAAGAAGAAACAGCUGAAGAAGAAGAAGCCGGGGAAGCAGAUAUGGAAGACCUGCAGGAUAGCGAAGAUGAAUUUAAAAGAGUUGCACGUGCUGCCAAGAUGUCUACUUACCUCCAGCCUAAGGCUGCAAGAAGGCGGGCUGCGUCGCAGCUGGUGAAAGAAAGCAAUGACGAUAAAGAAGAACUGACAACAGCUGCUGCUGCUCCAGCAGCAGGAGAAGCGGCAGCUGCUUCUGCUGCUGCUUUGGCACCCGCAGGAGUUGCGCUAAACGAUGAAGCGGCAUUCCUCCCGGGGCGCUCCAAAGUUUAUUUCAAGACAUUCGGCUGUUCUCACAACAUCUCCGACUCAGAGUACAUGCGCGCUGCUACUGCAGGCGCUGCUGCUGCAGGCGCUGCUAUUGGAUGUGCUGCUGGUGUUGCUGUUGCUGCGUGUGAAUGCAUUCGUGUUGCUGCAGAAGGCUUGCUGCAUGCGUCUGGGUAUCGCUUUGUGGAGGCGAUGGAGGAGGCAGAUAUUUGCGUAGUUAAUUCAUGCACCGUCAAAAGCCCUUCUGAGUUCGCCUUCUACUCAGUCAUCAGGGCCGCGCUGGGCCAGGCACCCCCGCGCAGCAAUGCUGCUGCUGCUGCUACUGCUGGCACGGGCAAGCAGCGCACUCCACCAGAGCAGCAGCAGCAGCAACAGGAGCAGGAGGAGGAACAGCAGCAGCAGCAGCAGCAGCGUCGGCGGAUUCCCUGUGUAGUUGCAGGGUGUGUCCCCGGUGCUGCUAGAGCGGACAGGCGCGGCAAGGGUGCUGCUGCUGCUGCUGCUGCGUCGUGGCAGCAAGCGCUGCUGGACCAAUGUUCAGUUGUAGGGAUCUCUGCCUUCAGCCGCAUUGUUGAAGUGGUAGAAGAGGCUCUUCAAGGCCGCAUCGUGCGUCUCACUGGUGGCAAGAGCCUUCCUCCGUUAGACUUGCCAAAGAUUCGAAGGAACCGGUUUAUAGAAAUUGUGCCUAUUAGCACGGGGUGUCUCGGCAACUGCACGUACUGCAAGACGAAGCAUGCGCGCGGCGACCUGGGGAGCUACCCGGAGGAGGCCAUUGAAGCUCGCGUGCGGAGUGCCAUAGAACAGGGAGUCACACAAAUUUGGCUGACCAGCGAAGACACAGGCAAGAAGACACGCGCUUACGGGUUGGACAUCGGCAGCAGCCUGACGCAGCUGCUUCGGCGGCUGCUGCAGCAGCCGCUGCCGGAGGAGGUGAUGCUUCGCAUUGGGAUGGGGAAUCCCCCAUUUCUGUUGGGUCAGUUGUCUGCUGCUGCAGAUAUCUUAGGGCAUCCAAAUGUCUUCGAGUUUCUUCACCUCCCUGUACAGUCCGGCAGCAACCGCGUACUCAGUAGGAUGAAGAGGGAUUACACCGUGGAGCAGUUUCGCCAAGUGGUAGACGCCUGUCUGCAGGCCCACCCCCGAAUGAGUAUUAUGACGGAUAUCAUUUGUGGGUUCCCUGAUGAAACCGAAGAAGAUCAUGUCAAGACACUGCAGCUGCUCUCAGACUACCGAUUCCCAGCUGUUAAUAUCAGUCAGUUCUAUCCGCGCCCCAACACUCCUGCUGCAGCGAUGAAGCAGCUAAACUCCCAAAUAGUGAAGCGCCGCAGCAGAGAGGCGACACAACUCUUCGAGGCCUACACCUGCUACGACUGGAUGGUUUGGUUUUCUUCGCACUCCGACCGCAGCGAGCACACUGUUGGGCACACGAAGCAAUACAUCAAAGUCCUUGUAGACAGGGACGAGGCACUGCUAGGGAGGGUAGGAUGGGUGCGGGUGACUGCGGCUUCGAAGUGGCAUUGCAUGGGGGUCCUGUGCGGCCCCACAGCUGCCUAA
Eimeria acervulina is the source of this 2232-nucleotide messenger RNA. RefSeq names its product radical SAM domain-containing protein, putative. Gene Ontology annotation, biological process: tRNA methylthiolation. The transcript has 9 exons. The record is from RefSeq and is a predicted model, not a curated record. Gene Ontology annotation, molecular function: tRNA (N(6)-L-threonylcarbamoyladenosine(37)-C(2))-methylthiotransferase activity; 4 iron, 4 sulfur cluster binding. Gene Ontology annotation, cellular component: endoplasmic reticulum. NCBI's taxonomy places the organism in Eukaryota, Apicomplexa, Conoidasida, Eucoccidiorida, Eimeriidae. The coding region runs from base 1 to 2232 and encodes 743 amino acids.